AUGCAUCGACUUUUUGCUGAGCUGGAGCCAUCUGUAACCGUCACCGAGCAAAACCUGGCAGACCGAGUUCGGUAUAUCUUGCGCUCAAAUACAUUUGAUGUCACCGAACUCGAACGGCUACGACGUGAGGCUGUUCCUUCAUCGGGUGAAAAUGCUGCGGUUGAGGAUGCGGCGCCACAACUUGCUGAGCAAAUGGCAAAUGUGAAUGCCGCCGUGAAUACGCCAGUUGUGGUUGAUUCAAACGAUGAUGGAACAGUCGCCCAGGAACUGGAACUAGAGCAAAUGAGGAGUACAUUGGAGGAGGCGAUUGUGGAAACGCUCAGUAACCUCUCGAAAAUCGACCGCGACUUCCCCGCUUAG
This is a messenger RNA of Parnassius apollo (apollo), 360 nucleotides long. The record is from the annotation of a GenBank genome assembly. Lineage: Eukaryota; Metazoa; Arthropoda; Insecta; Lepidoptera; Papilionidae.